AUGGCAUCACCCUCGACGGCAUCAAGAAGCAGGCCGAGGAGUUCUGGAACACGUUCCAGCUGGAGCUCCCUGACACGGACGAACUCAAGAGUCAAGUCGCAGAGUAUGGCGCUCUGGCCAAGGCGGCCUGGCAAGAGUUCAAGGAAACGCACGACAUCGCGUCGUUGGCUGACGCAGCAGGGAGCAUUAUCAACAAUGCUUUUGGCACAGUAUCGGGCUGGUUCAGGUGAACCGCUCAGUUGCUUGAUCUCGCGCUACCCACGCAAUAGGCAGCUGUCUCGUUGGGCUUGCGUUGUGGGCUCGAAGCAGCCUGCAGCGAGCGGCUGCUGGCAUUGGUUCACCUGUCGGGAGGUACCUCUGUCAGUACACAUCGGCUGGCAAAGGGUCAACCCGAGAGGUGCGUUUAAGAAGUGGUUUAUUGCACGGCUGUUGCAGGGUGUUUUGCUGCCGACUUUGUAUUUUUUGCCCUUGCACUACGUUGCGUGCGUGAUGGAACUGUUGCUGUUGCGUUCAAAAACGACAAUGAGAAAUCGACUUGGAUGGUGCACUGAUGCUAGAGAGCACGUCUCAUCUUGGAGUGGAAGUGUGUUGCCGCACGCGAGGACGGGACCAGCGGAUGCGCACUCGAGGCCCUCGGAGGCGGUGCGCAGUGCGCUGCUGGCGGCCAGCGAGCCCGAUUGGGCCCUAGAGGCCCUGCGCGGCGCCGUUGUCGCCGCAAGCGAGUCCGACAUGGAGGCCCUCGCGGGCGCGCUGCUCGCCGCGAGCGAGCCCGCUCCCCUGGGCCCCGGGCUGGCGGCGGUUCAGCUGCCCUUGGGCUCGCUCCCGGAGGGAGCCAAGCCCUCUCCGCUCGGGCCUGGGUUGUGCCGGGCGGACCACGUCGUGCGGGCGCGCCAGGACGCAGGCAAAUGCUCUUACGUGGACGUUCGUGGCGGCCUCCUGGGAGGGAAGUCCCAGACUGGCUUCGGCAUUGGCAGCGCGAUGCCCGAGACCGCCAAUGCGCUCUGCUGCAGCACCCCGUACGAGAGCGAGGAGGAUUGGGACACGAUCUUCGAGCACGGCGCCAGCCCCUCCGAGGCGGCCUGCAGCGACUCGAGCCACAGUGAUCCAGCGGAGACCGACAUGGACAGCCAACGGAAGGUGGAGGCGCCUGCUCUGCAU
Messenger RNA from Prorocentrum cordatum, 1158 nucleotides. NCBI's taxonomy places the organism in Eukaryota, Dinophyceae, Prorocentrales, Prorocentraceae. The record is from the annotation of a GenBank genome assembly.